Molecule: messenger RNA, 3786 nt
Organism: Aphis gossypii (cotton aphid)
Lineage: Eukaryota; Metazoa; Arthropoda; Insecta; Hemiptera; Aphididae
Exons: 11
Coding region: 164-3301 (1045 amino acids)
Molecular function (GO): UDP-glycosyltransferase activity
Source: RefSeq, a predicted model, not a curated record
GUCAGUUAUAUACCUAUAUUAUAACGUAGAUGAUGAAUGCUCUAUGCAUCCUGUACCUAUAUAAAAUUAUCUUUUAUUUUUCUUACCAUUAAUCGUACUAGUAUAGUACCUAGCGAAUUAUAUUAUUCAUUUAAAACUACGUUUUUGAAUUUUUACAUACAAAAUGUUACCAAGUAUAUUUAUUUAUAUAAUUUCAUGUUCUGCAAUCGCCGUCACAAGUGCGUCGAAUAUUUUAGUGUUUAUGCCUUUGCCGUUUAAAAGCCAUAUUCGUGGAUUUCAACCGUUGUUCGAAGAAUUGACUCACAGAGGACACAACGUAACAGUAGUUAGUUCAUACCCUCAAAAUCGUCGGAUUGCCAACUACACAGAUAUUGGACCAUUUAUUCCCAAAGGACAUGAAAGAAAUGUUAUGGAUUCGAUCGACAUGAAUUUUCUAACUUCAGUUUUCUCGGUAUGGGACAUUGGUUUCAAAUUUUCUGAAGUAUUGACACAUAAAUCAAUGGAGGAGUUUCUUCGAACAAAUACUGACUCGUUCGAUUUAGUUAUAAUAGAAUCGUGUUGUCAAGAAUAUACCGUGGCCUUAGGUCAUAAAUACAACGCCCCCGUUAUUAAUCUGGCGCCGGCCAUGAUCUGGAGCAGUAUUAGCAAAUGGUUGCAUGUCCCUUCCACGUUCUCUUACAUACCGAACGUCCUUUUGAAAACAACAAGCAAUAUGAGUUUCAUUCAACGAUUGAAAAACACCAUUACUGGAAUACUACAAUUGUAUGUUGAAAAUUACUUGUAUUUACCUAAAAUGAAGGAAAUAAUGGAUACACACUUCACAUACAAAGGUUGGGAAUCCAGGCCUUCGCUUGAAGAUAUGUUGAAUAAUGUAUCCUUAACACUAGUGAACGCUCAUUAUGCGAUCGGUAUAUCCAGACCAUAUCUUCCAGGUGUUAUUGAUAUUGGUGGUAUGCACAUCAAAGAGCCCAAAUCUCUGUCUGUUGAUCUUCAAACAUUUGUGGAUUCGGCAGAACAAGGAGUAAUUUAUUUCAGUUUUGGUUCGUCGAUUAACUUAAAUCACUUGCCUCAAGAAAAAUUAAACAUCUUUCUUAGCACAAUAAAAAAAUUAAAACAAAAAGUAAUAAUAAAAUGGACACCAAAUUCUACUAUUGAAUUACCUCAACAUAUUAUGACUGGUUCAUGGUUUCCUCAAAAUGAUAUUUUAGCUCAUCCAAACGUCAAACUUUUCAUUACUCACGGAGGACUACAUAGUUUAGAAGAAACCGUUUAUUUCGAAAAACCUGUAGUUGCUGUACCAUUUUUUGGUGAUCAAUUUUUAAACAUGAAAUAUGUAGAGAAAACGGGCUAUGGUAAAGUAGUAGAUUUUUCAAAAAUGACUGAAGAAUCGUUCGGAAAUUCCAUCAAAGAAGUAUUGUCAAAUCCAACGUUUAAAAAGAAUGUAGAAAUCCAGAGUCGGAUCUACAGAGAUCAACCGAUGAAACCAUUGGAUCGAGCUGUCUACUGGGUUGAGUAUGUUAUUCGAAAUGGAGGUGCUAAGCAUCUAAAAAGUGACUCAGUGGGGUUAAAUGAUGUACAGUAUUUUUUGUUAGACAUAGUAUUUCUUUUACUAAUACCAAUUGUAUGUUUAAUUUGGUCAUGUUAUUUAUUUUUUGUAAAAAUUACAUAUAAACUGUAUGUUUCGAACACAAAUUACCAACGGGCCAUAUAUACUUACGUCAAAGUGAUUAUUCACACAGUUAAAAUGAAAAAUUACAAUUUUAUCAUAUGGAUUUUUAAACUUCUUACACUAAUCACUAUUACACAAAGUGCUAAUAUACUUGUUUUUGCACCGAUGCCAUUUAAAAGUCACUUUAGAGGAUUUCAACCAUUAUUUAAAGAACUUGCUGCUAGAGGACAUAAUCUUACAGUAGUUAGCAUAUUUCCACUGAAGACACCAUUGGCAAACUAUACAGACAUUCCAAUUUCAGUAGAUGAAAAUAUUUUAAAAAGUGUCGAUCCAAUGGAGUUAGCUAGUCAUAGUUUUUUAACAGUAUUACCUGGUAUGUGGCGUAUGUCUACAUCUUUAGGUUCAAAAAUGGUUUCCAAACCAGAAAUGCAAAAUUUCAUUUUAUCCCAAGACUACGAAUUUGAUCUAGUUAUGGUUUUCCCAUUUUGCCAAGAAUACACAAUCACACUAGGCCAUAAAUACAAAGCACCAGUUAUUAAUUUAGGUGUUUCGAUGUUGUGGCCAUCCAAUAGUAAAUGGAUUGGUGAACCAUCUACAUUUUCGUACAUACUUGAUCAGCGAACCAGAGCAACUGAUCAAAUGUCGUUCAUCGAACGGUUCAAAAAUACUGUCAUUGGAAUUUAUCAAUUAUUUUUGGAAGAUUAUUAUUAUUUACCUUUACAAAAAGAGACCAUGGAUAAAUAUUUUAAAUAUAAAGGUUAUGAAUCUAGGCCUCCCAUUGAGGACAUGUUGAGAAACGUGUCAGUGACAUUAAUCAAUUCACAUUACAGUAUUGGUGUUACAAGACCCUACCUGCCUGGUACAAUUGAAAUUGCAGGACUUCAUGUGAACGAACCAAAACCAUUAACCGGAAAAUUUUUGGAGUUCGUUGAAUCUGCCGAGUACGGAGUAAUAUAUUUCAGUUUUGGUACCAUUGUGGAUCCGUCCACUUUACCAAAUUCAACUAUAGACAUUUUUAUAAACGUUUUAAAGAAAGUGAAACAAAAAGUAAUGUGGAAGUGGGAUUCAAAAAAUCUGCCACAAUUGCCCAAUCACGUCAUGGUUAGCGAUUGGUUCCCGCAACCCGAUAUCUUGGGUCACCCAAACGUUCGUCUGUUCAUCACACACGGAGGUGUACACGGUCUUGAAGAAGCUACCUAUAAUGCGUUGCCAAUUGUUGGCAUUCCUUUCUUUGGAGACCAACACAUGAACAUGAAAUUAGCUGAACGUAAUGGCAUCGGGAAAAUGGUAGAUCAUAUUGGUUUGAAUGAAAAAUCCAUGUUAUCUGCCAUAAAUGAAGUUCUUACAAAUCCAAAGUAUAAAGAAAACUCGAAGUUACGAAGUGAAAUAUUUAAAGAUACCCAUCCAAGACCUAUGGACCGGGCGAUAUAUUGGAUUGAAUAUGUUCUCCGCUAUGGUGGAGCUAAUCACCUUAAGAGUAGUAGUAUUGUAUUAAAUUAUAGCCAAUAUUUCCUAGGAGACGUUUGUUUUGUAGUUAUUAGUAUAACUGCUAUUAGUAUAUUUGUGAUAGCGAUGAUGAUUAAAUAUAUUUUUAAAGCUAAAACUAUAAAUUCUUCUAAGAAAAAAAAAUAAUAAAUAGGUAUUAUGAUUAUUAGUUACAAUCACAAUAAUUGGUAUUCUUACAUAAACUUGUAAGUAGUAAAUCUACUAUAUUUAGUUCUAAUACUUGAUAAUUUUGAUUAAUAACAAGUUUAAUAAUACAUACACUGAAAUAUACCUAUACUAUAGGAUGUACAAAACAGCCAAUCAUUAUAAUAUCCUGCACCUGCAACAUAUUUAGCAUGUAUCUAUUAAUAAUUAAUAUACUUUAUGAUUUCUUGAAGUUAGCGGUUUUAUGAACUUAUAAUGUAAACUAAUAAUGCGUGUGUAUACGAUACGUCGCGUAUGAUACGCGUCCAUGUGUUUCACAUAGGCGAUAAUAUAUAGUAUAGUUACUGUUUUCAUAUUGUAUAGCUUAAAUCUUUAAAAUACAACAAUUUGACUUUGUUUUUAAAGAUUACAUAUUUAGAUUUUAUUAAUACCUAAUAAAUUAUCUAUUAUGAGUUUUUUAAUUAAAA